Molecule: messenger RNA, 1641 nt
Organism: Styela clava
Lineage: Eukaryota; Metazoa; Chordata; Ascidiacea; Stolidobranchia; Styelidae
Source: RefSeq, a predicted model, not a curated record
AUGCAAACUGAGGUUUUUUACGCGAUUCGACAAUGGUGUGUAAAAAAAGCAAAUGGAAAAAAUCCAGAUCCAUUUCAUCUUUUUAUAUCUGGCGGAGCUGGAACCGGGAAAUCACAUUUAGUGAAAGCAAUUUAUUACGAGACAUCCAAGGUGCUCGCCAACAGAGCAGAAGACAUUUCUCAAAUCCGAGUAUUACUGACCGCUUCCACUGGCGUUGCAGCAUACAAUAUCAAAGCCACAACAAUACACAGUACAUUUAGCAUCCCAGUACAAGCGACAAUUCCAUACAGACCACUUGCAGAAGAAAAACUCAACACCUUGAAAUGCAGGUAUGAAAAUUUGGAAUUAUUGAUCAUUGAUGAGAUAUCAAUGGUCGAUUACAAAUUAUUAUCAUAUAUUCAUGGAAGAUUACGCCAAAUAAAAAGCGCAAGCGAUGAGUUUCCUUUUGGCAAAGUAAGCAUAAUUGCAGUAGGGGAUUUCUAUCAACUUCCUCCGGUUAAAGCAUCCCCGUUGUUUAAGCCAAAUCCGUUGGGCAAUCUAUGGAAUGGUUAUUUUAAGCUAGUAGAGCUUAAUGAAAUUAUGGGGCAAAAGGGCGAUAAAAAAUUUGCAGAAAUGCUUAAUCGUAUACGCACAAAGAAAAAAGGCGAGAUAUUGAACGCAUGUGAUAUUUCGAUGCUCUCUCAGCGUGAAACUGGUGAAACAGAAUCAGAUAUCAUCCACAUUUACCCAACAAACGCUCAAGUGAAUGAAUUCAACUUGAAACGUCUCCUUUCUCUUGAUAAGGAAAUAGUAGAAAUAGCUGCUGAUGUUUUAACUCCCACGUCAGAAAAUCGCUCAUCCAGUUGUCGGACACAUAUACCAAUGGGUCAAUUGCAAAAGACUUUGAAAUUUUCUGUUAGGGCUAGGGUGAUGUUGCUACGCAACAUUGAUGCAACCGAUGGACUUGUUAACGGUGUAAUUGGUACCAUUGGGAGUAUUCACCGCGCAGAAGGUACAAUUGAAGUAGAUGUCAUCCAUGUCCGAUUUGACGACAAUCGUGUUGGCGCCACAUUGAGAAUGAGAUCAAAAUGCAGAUAUGAGGACGGCGUUCCUAUCACAAAAGUCGAAGAUUCAUUUUCAGGCCGCGGCAGUUACAAACAGUUUCCCCUUAAACUGUCGUGGGGAUGCACUAUUCAUAAAAUGCAAGGUGUUACAGUGGACGCAGCUCUCGUUGACUUCAAAAAAGCCUUUAGAGCUGGUCAAAUAAGUGAAUGCUAUGAUAAAAACGAUGAUUUUUUCGGACAAUUUAAAACAAAAAAGCAAGGUGGAGUUGGAUUUUUGCUUCGAAGCGAAUUGAAAGUGAGGGUGAUGGACAUUGAAGUUCUUAACCUGGAAUUUUUAUGCCUUCUGCUCGUCGAAAAAGAUACCGUAUUAAUUUCACAACUACAAAAACAAGUGGAGAAACUGAAGGAAAAUUUACAUACAUUUCUUAAUCCUGACCAACUGGAAUCACUGAAAAAGCCUCGUGGUAGCAGGGCAAAUCAAUGGACUGACGAAACAAUUCUUUCUGCCCUGCAAAUUAGAUAUUCAAUAUUUGAUAUUGGAUUGGAUGAAGACAAAAUUACAGAAGACAGAAUUACAGAAUACCAUAUACCCGGUUGA